Molecule: messenger RNA, 3609 nt
Organism: Carassius carassius (crucian carp)
Lineage: Eukaryota; Metazoa; Chordata; Actinopteri; Cypriniformes; Cyprinidae
Gene: rgmb
Product: repulsive guidance molecule BMP co-receptor b
Exons: 3
Coding region: 370-1677 (435 amino acids)
Biological process (GO): BMP signaling pathway
Cellular component (GO): plasma membrane
Molecular function (GO): coreceptor activity
Source: RefSeq, a predicted model, not a curated record
GAUUCACUAUCGAUCAUUGGGGAAAGACGGGGCUAGAUUUCCUUGUGGCGGAGAAAUCUGAUGUGUAGGGAACAUGAAUUGGGCGAUUGCGGGGCGCAGAUUAAUUUUAGCUCGUUAACAGAUUUUUUUCGGACUGAUUGUAUUCACCGAAUACAAAUGAAAUAGCACUUUUCUCCCGUGCUCCAAGAAGAAGUGUUUUGGAUCGGACUUGCCAAAAUCACUACUUUGUUUAUCUUACGGACGGUUUGUGUUACCUAAAAGUAGUCGCGUCUUAAGAGAGGUACGCGUCCCGACGGUACGUGAAGUUCGGAGCAGCGAGGCCUGAUCUCUUGAUCCGUGGAGUACUCUCGAGUCCCUCUGGAUGGAUGGAUGGGUAUGGGGAGAGCAGGACCUUACUACCCCGGGGCUGAGCGCCUCAUCUCUCCGCUACUGCAUCUGCUAGUGCUGUGCACCCUCUCCUCUCUCACUCACAUAGGUGAGAGCCAGGCCCAGACCCCGCAGUGCCGUAUCCAGAAGUGCACCACUGACUUUGUCUCUCUCACUUCUCAUCUUAACCCUUCACUGGAUGGCUUUGAUAUUGAGUUCUGCAAGGCGCUGCGAGCCUAUUCCGCCUGCACCCAGCGCACAUCCAAGAGCUGCAGGGGUAACCUGGUCUUCCACUCUGCCAUGCUGGGCAUCAGUGACCUCAUGAGCCAGAGGAACUGCUCCAAAGACGGCCCCACGUCGUCUACCCAUCCCGUCAUCCCUAUUGAGCCAUGCAACUAUCACAGCCGUCAUCACCAAGCAUCACGGCCCGGAACAGGGACUGGGGCUCCAGAGCACCCACGACCAACCUACCUGUUCUGUGGCCUGUUUGGGGACCCUCAUCUUAGAACUUUCAAAGACCAUUUUCAGACCUGUAAGGUUGAAGGGGCAUGGCCCCUCAUUGAUAACAAUUACCUGUCAGUGCAGGUCACAAAUGUUCCAGUGGUAUACGGAUCCAGUGCCACAGCAACCAAUAAGAUCACAAUAAUCUUCAAACCAUACCAAGAAUGCACGGACCAGAAGGUCUACCAGGCCGUAACAGACGACCUUCCAGCCGCUUUUGUGGACGGCACCAUCAGCGGGGGCGAUAGUGAGACCCGCAGCAUCUGGAUCCUGGAGAAGUCACCGGGUCAGCACGUAGAGAUCCACGCCGCGUACAUCGGUGUCACCAUCAUCAUACGCCAGCAGGGCCGUUACCUGACGCUAGCCGUGCGAAUGCCGGAAGAGUUUGCCAUGUCCUUCGACGAAACGCAGGACCUGCAGCUCUGCAUGAACGGUUGUCCCACUUCAGAACGCAUCGACCAAGAGGGACAUCUUCAGCUGCCCAUGCUGGGCCUCCAGCAAGCAAGCUUUCAGCAGCAGGCGAGGGUCGAAGCCCAGAGAGGGCUCUUCACCCUCGAAAGCGCCUCCAGGAAGUGCAGGGAGCAACUGGAGGUUAAGGACAUCUAUUUCCACUCCUGCGUGUUUGACCUGCUCACCACAGGAGAUGCGAACUUCACCACUGCUGCCUACUAUGCCCUGAAGGACAUGGAGACUCUGCACCCCAAGAGGGAGCACUGGCAUAUUUUCCCUAACUCAGCCACUGGGCUGAGGCCGUUUUCAAUGCUCAUCAAUGCACUGCUAACCAGCUUCCUCAUCACUGUGCUUUUAUAAUGUGUACAGUGUUUUGAUAACUGUUUCGAAGAAGAAAACCAGACUGUAAAAAGUCAGUACUCUGAGGUACUUUGUAUAUACUGCCUGUGUGGAGAAUGAAUGUUAGAAUACGAACCUUCAUUAGACUGUACAUUUUGUGUAAGUCAUGUUUUCAAGAGAGCUGAAUAUUGUAGAUUUUUGUGAGUAACUUUUUUGAGAUUUCAUGUUUUUUGUCCUCAGGAGGGGAAAUCUUAAUGGAAGCACUUUAUUUUUCUUUUCUUUUUUUUUUGGUUUUUGCAACUAGAAAACAGUGUUCCACGGAACCAGUGCUCAAUAAUUGAAAACUCUCUGUGCUUUUUCUUUGAUACAUUUCUGUAGGCCUCUAUACAGAUCUUGCUCUGUAGAACCGUGUUAAACAGAUUUCACAAUGUGGCUGGCGUAGUUAUUGUGUGCUAGAGGUUUAAAGAAGGAUCAUGUUGACUAGACUUUCACUUUAUCUGUGUUUUUAGUUCUGGUACUCAGCUGUGGAGUCACGCUGAUCAGCAAAAACAAAGUGAAGAAUUCAGGCAAAUGCAGCAAACGUAGGUUGAAGUGCACUUAAGUCAGAAAUUAAAAUUGAAGUGUUUCUGUUGUUGAACAUGGGCAUUUUUGGGUAUUGGAAUUUCAGCCCAUUUUAUAAAUGACAAUCAGAAUUUUAGUUUGGUACAAAGUCUACCUAAUGUACGACACAAAACAUCAAUCCUGAAGAGUGCGUUUUAGAGACACCAAAAUAUUUAUGCUAAAAGUUUCAUCUAAUUUUCAUAGUCAGUGAGCAAACAGUGCUAAAGUGGGCCAUGUAUCAUUUCUAGUCUGAGUUGUAGCAUCUUCUGGAAUGCCUUCUUGCAAGAUUACAUUUAUUAGCUUUCUCACUUUGCCAAACAAAUAUUUACUAUCUGUUCAAAGUGUUAAGUUCCCUCAAAUCCUUGUUUUAUCCUAGACCAAAUAUAUGACGCAGAAGCAACACACAUAUCUGAUAUUUUUGCCAGACGUACUGUCAGCUUCCCUAUACGUUUUAUUUAGCCAAAAAUGAUGGUGUUGUAUUGUGAUGUUCCGCAAGCCAGUGCCAUAAAUCAACUCAAGUCAGAAAUAUGUUCAAUGGAAUUGUUUUUUUGACCCAGCAAGCAUUUUAACAGUUAUUUCGUCAGUCAGAAGUGCAACUUGAGCCGUGGUUCUUUUGCUGUCUGCACAUCAGCAGUGAUUUCAUUCAGAGAGCUUUCAAAGCAAAUGAAGGAUAUUCAGAAACACUUAUGUCUCUAUUUACUUUGAGUGUGGCAUUUGGCCUGGUGGACACACAAUUCAUUUGAUGAAAUCGAAUUGUAUACCUUCUGGACCUUACUGUCCAACUGCUACGGAAGCCAUGCCGACACUCCUGAUACAGGCGUUUCAAUACCAAGACUUGCUACUGUAGAGACGUCAUUGUUUAACUACUGCCAGUGCUGAAGAGCUGCUACAAUACUGUGACAAGUGUAAUCGAUUGUAUUUGGAACACUGGGAGUUUCGCAGGCAGUGAAUUGGCCGAAUCCGAAACAGGAUCAUCUGAUUGGCCAACUGACCUUAAUCAGUGUACAGUGGGGGUUUUUUUUCUUUUCUUUUUUUUUUUUCUUAAAUACUAGAACAAGGCGUCAGUGCAAUUAAUUAGCUGCAAUGGAAAGCCUUCAUCCUGUGUUUUUGCAUUUCGCAUUUGAUCUUGUGAUCUCUUACCUUUGUUGUGAACAUUGUUUUUGUAAAGAGUGACUGCUCAAUGUUUAUACUUAAAUUAUUUAUGAAAUAUAGUGUCUUGUUAGAGAAGUUAAGCUCAUACUCUUGCUGUUGAAAAAAGUUUGAGAUGUGAUUGUACUGCCACCUAGUGGGUCACCAUUGUUACAUCAGUGUUUUAGUAUUGUACGGAUGCUGUUCAAAAAAAGAAAAGAAAAA